Molecule: messenger RNA, 1051 nt
Organism: Photinus pyralis (common eastern firefly)
Lineage: Eukaryota; Metazoa; Arthropoda; Insecta; Coleoptera; Lampyridae
Exons: 3
Coding region: 131-1027 (298 amino acids)
Source: RefSeq, a predicted model, not a curated record
UGCGCCGCUCGUUGAACAUGUGUUUUCAGAUCAGCUGUUUAGUGUUUUUCGAGGUGUUUUGUUUGACAAAAUCUGUCUUGUCUUGUUAAUUCCUUCAUUUAGUUAUUUGUGUUGCCAGUUUUGCGUUAAAAUGUCGUGGACACAUGAACAGAUUUCUUGUCUUAAUCCGUGUUUGUAUGUGGUAAAGGACAAAAACUACCACAACAAGCAUGUCCGAAAUGCUGCUCUGCUAACCAUACUUAAUAACAUUAAACCGAUAAGACCAGUUACCUCAGAAGCUGAUGUCCAAAAAAAAUUUCAUGGAUUAAGGACAACGUACGCAAAUGAGAGAAGGAAACAUUUAGCGAGUAUACACAGUGGAAUGGCCGAAAAUGAGGUUUACCAUCCGUCGCUGUGGUAUUAUGAAAAAAUGGAUUUCCUGGACGACCACCUUGUAGUCAGGAAAUCUAAUUCAAACUUUUUAUUGCCCGAGGAGGGCAAUGAAACAUCACAAACACAGGAGGAAGAUUUACUGGAUUCAUCAAUUAAUGAAACUAUUGUGGAACAGUAUGAAGUAGAUGACCAAGGAGUAUUGGUACCUUUAUCACCAGAAAUUUCCUCAGAUUUAAUACCAGAUCAUCAGAGGUCAGGAUGCAGUGGGUUAAAAAGAAAAGGCAUUUCAGUUGACACCAGACCUAGCACCAGACCAUCAUCAGCGGGAAGUGGCUCAUCUUGUCAUCAGAAUGAUUUGGAACUUGGACUUGGUGGAUUAAAAAAAAGAAGUCUUUCAGUUGAUAACAGGUCUUCAUCUGCAACAGGUGCAAAAGGAAAAAGUAAAAAGGCAGAAGACCCAGACCUAAAAGUGUUAGAAGCUGUGUCUUCAAGCCUUGAGGGAAUUACUGAUGCGCUUAAGCCAGGUCUCAAAAGCAGUGAAGAUAUAUUUGGGGAGUUUGUAGCUUCACAACUAAAAAAAAUAAGAAAUGAAAACAAAAGAUUGACAGUGCAAUAUAAUAUUCAUACUGUUUUGCACGAGGCAUUAUUGAGUUAAUAUUUUACAAGAUAUUUUAUGUUA